GAAAAUGUUGGCACUCAAUUCAAUCUGGUAUUCAUCUUUCCUCAAGUCCCUAGGCAUAAUCGAAGCUACCAAAAUGAAGAGAAUCCUCGGCCUUCAGCAGUCUGUUCCUUAAGUUUGAUCCUUUGCGAGCAUAUAUCAUAAGAAUAUUGUAUGGUUUAGUCAAAAUACCCUACUCCACGAGAGAGAGAGAGAGAGAGAGAGAGCGAGAGAGAGAGAGAGACUCUGCCACGCUACAAACGGUCACCACGUUUAUAAAUUUGAAGACCCUGCACAGAGUUUGUAUUCCCGCCUUCCCUUGUCACGGAGAUGCCAUAUCCUGAUCUCUACAUCUCAAGCGCUCCUCCUCCAUUCCUCGGUCGCCUUCUCCGAUUUUUCUCCGCCUUCCCCAGGCCCAAGUGGAACUCCAACCGCAACCUUGUCGUCACUCACCCUAUCCUCUCCAUCAUGGAGUCCUGCGACUCCAUGGCCCACCUCAAGCAGAUACAGGCCCGCUUGACCACCGCCGGACUCAUGUCCCACCGCUUCCCGGCCAGCCGCGUCCUCGCCUUCUGCGCCCUCUCCGAUCCCAGCGACAUGGCACAUGCCGCCCUCGUCUUCCGUGGUAUUUCCAGCCCCAACCCUUACAUCUGGAACACCAUGAUCAGGGGCUACAACCGGGCCAACUUCCCCCUCUCAGGUUUCUCCUGCUUCCGCCGCAUGGUCCGCGACCGUGUCGAGAUGGACGGCCGCAGCUUUGUCUUCGUGCUGAAGAGCUGCGAGCAGCUCCCGGAGGCUUCGCCAGGGGAGGGAAUCCAUUGCGUAGCUUGCAAAGCCGGCUUUAUAUCACAUUUGCUCGUGGGGAACGGCUUGGUGCGCUUUUAUGCGACACAGGGGCCGUUGGCCUCUGCGAGAAGGGUGUUCGAUGCUUUGUCUGAAAGGGAUGUCGUCUCUUGGACUACAAUGAUUGAUGGCUAUUCCGAAAGCAGAAAGCCACAUGAAGCAUUGAGGCUCUUCUAUCAAAUGCUGAUGACGGGUACCCAACCCAAUGAUAUCACUUUCAUCGCCAUACUUUCAGCAAUCUCUCAAUUGGGUGAACUAAAAUUUGGCAGGUUGAUGCAUGAUAAUAUUGGAAGAAGUGGCAUAGAUGCCAGCAUCAAUCUUCUUAAUGCUUUGGUGGAUAUGUAUGGGAAGUGUGGUUCUGUGGCUGAUGCAAAAGAAGUUUUCGACGACAUGCCGAUCAAGGAUGUUUUUUCAUGGACUUCUAUGAUGAGUGCAUAUGCAAAAUGUGGUAACCUAGAUCUUGCAAGGCAAUUAUUUGAUAAUAUGCCUGAAAAAAAUGUGGUCACUUGGAGCAGUAUGAUUGCAGCAUAUUCACAAUCAAAUCAACCUAAACAAGCAGUACAGUUGUUUUACGAGAUGAUUGCAGCAAAUGUGAAGCCUAUAGAGGCUACUCUGGUGAAUGUGCUUUCAGCAUGUGCCAUGUUAGGUUGCUUGGAUCUUGGUAGAUGGAUCUAUGAACAUUAUAUAGAUGGCAAAAUGAUCAGACUCUCUGUAAAAUUGGCAAAUGCUUUCAUAGACAUGUAUGCUAAAUGUGGAGAUAUUGCAGAAGCAGCUAAAUUGUUUGAUGAGAUGCCAGAAAAGGAUGUGGUGAGUUGGAAUACAAUGAUCUUGGCAUAUGCUGUACAUGGUUAUAGCAAAGAGGCCUUAUUCCUUUUUGAACAUAUGAAGAAUACACAACUAAUGCCUGAUGACAUCACAUUUGUCGGUGUCUUAUCUGCUUGCUGUCAUGGCGGCUUAGUCGUCCAAGGUCGAAGGCACUUUGCAGACAUGAAAUCAAUUUUUGCCAUUGAACCCAAGGGUGUACACUAUGCAUGCCUGAUAGACCUAUUUGGUAAAUUUGGGCUCUUGAAGGAAGCUCAUGAGUUGGUAAGGGGCAUGCCGGUGGAGCCAGAUGGAGCAGCAUGGGGUGCUCUCCUUAAUGCAUGCAGGAUGCAGGGUAAUGUGGAAUUAGGAAAGUUUGCAGGUGAAAUGCUUUUAGGCUUGGAACCUGGAGACAGUGGUAUAUAUGUGCUUAUGGCAAAUUUGUAUGCCACAAGAAGAGAAUGGGAUGAUGUGAAGAAGGUGAGGAAGAUGAUGAAAGAGAGAGGAGUUAAGAAAACUCCUGGUUGUAGCUCAAUUGAAUUCGAUGGGAAGUUCCAUGAUUUUCAUGUUGCUGAUGUGUCACAUUUGCAAUCUAAAGAGAUCUAUGCAACUUUAAACAACAUUUACACACAAUUAAAGAUAGAAGGCUAUGUUCCUCAGGCAAAGUGUUGAUAGGGUCGCACAAAGGUGGCUCAAUGUCUACAAAUGACAAGAUAAGAACCUCACUGAGAUUGACUGGUACCAUGCUGAUCUUAACAUAAACAAGAGCUUGAGAUAAGAACCUCUCCUCCUCUCCAGUACAUUAGCCAGAGCAGUAUUGAUUCAGUGCAUACCAUCAUAUUGACACAUGAUAUGCAGCUUACUGGUUGGUACAUACCAAUGAGAAGAGGGGAGGGGAACAAGGAGAGGAGGAGAGGAGGGGGACGGGAAGGAGGAGGAGAGGAGGGUUGUUGACAGUCAAUAUAAGAAAAAUAAAUAAAAUAUUUCAAACUGGAUAGGAUGAAAUUGUCUGGUCCGAGUGCCAGUUCCUGAUGGGCACAAUAAAUACCAGCUGGUCCAUAUCAGGCCAACUGAUUUUUUUGAAUGUUAAUAAUAAGGGUCCACUGCAGAUUGCUAAAAUGCUAAAUGCAGUGGAACUUCUUUGCCUUUGGAUAUGUUAUUCGAUACACGGAAGCUGGCAGCUUUAUUUUGAGUUAGAACAUGGUAUGAAUAUCAGUAAAUAUUUAAAUCCAAUGGCGAAAGAGCAAUUACCAGUUUCCAGUAGUAAAGCAGUCAACAUGUGCUCUUCACAAAGAAUGCAGUUGCUUGAGUUCAGGUAUCAUCCUGCAACAUGUAAUAGUAUACAUAUGAGAUUUGCACUUUGUGUUUACAAAUUAAAAUUUUCGUUUUAACAAAGUUAAAUCCA
This is a messenger RNA of Musa acuminata AAA Group (dessert banana), 3025 nucleotides long. Its product is annotated as pentatricopeptide repeat-containing protein At2g22410, mitochondrial-like. The transcript has a single exon. Gene Ontology annotation, molecular function: protein binding. The record is from RefSeq and is a predicted model, not a curated record. NCBI's taxonomy places the organism in Eukaryota, Viridiplantae, Streptophyta, Magnoliopsida, Zingiberales, Musaceae. The coding region runs from base 307 to 2292 and encodes 661 amino acids.